GUUACCACCUUUUCCACAAAAUUCUUCAACACAAAAACACACAUAUAUUAAAACACACACAAUGUCGCCGGUGAUCGGAAAAGGCAACAAAAUCCGGCACAUAGUGAGGCUCCGGCAAAUGCUCCGAAAGUGGCGCAAGAACGCAGCCUUAUCAUCAAACAGCCGUAUCAUACCGUCCGAUGUACCUGUCGGACACGUGGCAGUCACGGUGGGGAGCGGGUGCAGGAGAUUUGUGGUGCGCGCGACGUACCUGAAUCACCCCGUGUUCAAGAAACUACUAGCUCAGGCAGCUGAAGAGUAUGGGUUUACAAAUAAUGGGCCGUUAGCUAUACCAUGUGAUGAGUCGGCGUUUGAGGAGAUCCUCAAACUCGUUUCUAAGUCCGAGUCAGGGAACUCAGUUAAACUCGUUGAUGUCAAAAAAAGUUGCCACGUGGAUUAUAAGACUGCUUGUGAUGCGAGGCCUGAGAUUCUUCCCUUGUUGCAUGGGUUGUGUGAUGAAUUGGUGUGUUAGAAGAAGUACCGAGUUGAUGUUGAGUCAACUCGGUCGAGUAACCUAGAUUGGUAGAACCUAACUAUAGGUUAUAUGUUCUUUAGUCAGAAAUUAUGGCUUCUUUCGGAAAAGGGUGUUGUUUCGAGAGAUGGCCAAGAAUGGGUUUGUCACUCAACUGGACCGUCUCGAGUUGUAGUCGAAAGAACCGGCUGAGAAUGGGUUGUCACUCAAAUGGGUCGUCCCGAGUUGGAGUUGAAAGAACCGAUUUCAAUACCUAUAUUAAAUUAGAUCACGAUUUUAUUGUAAAUUAUUCUAAUUUUAGAAAUGUUAUAUGCCCACGUGAUAAAAUAUAAUAUAAGAUGAGUUUUUAUUAAUCA
Daucus carota subsp. sativus is the source of this 867-nucleotide messenger RNA. RefSeq names its product protein SMALL AUXIN UP-REGULATED RNA 12. Bases 62 to 511 code for a protein of 149 amino acids. Gene Ontology annotation, biological process: response to auxin. The record is from RefSeq and is a predicted model, not a curated record. The transcript has a single exon. NCBI's taxonomy places the organism in Eukaryota, Viridiplantae, Streptophyta, Magnoliopsida, Apiales, Apiaceae.